UCCAAUUGUUCAAAUUGGCUGCAUUGUUCAUAUGGCAAACCUUGUUGUUGAUGCCCUACAAAAUAGACUUUGUGAGUACAUCCUACACUUGUAUUUCCAUGCAAGGAGAAAUACUUGAUAUGUUUUUAGUUUACAUAUCAAAUGUCACACAUGAUAAUCUCUGCUAUAAAAGGCAGAGCAAGGUAAUGGCCUGGUCCUUGGGGAGAGGCACCCUUGGGUGGGUGGAGUUUAACACGGUUGGUCCAUUAUAAGGUGGGGGGGUGACAUUUGGAAAAUACAAUCAUGUAAUUAAUUUUUUCCAUUCUCCAAGUGUUCUAUACAUGUAGGUUCCUACAUCACCACCAGAUAAUUAGAAAUUACAUAGAAUCAUCACAAUGUCACUUUACUUAGUUGUGGAAUGUGAAUUUAAAAUGUAGCUGAACCAGAAAAAAUGGGAUAUACCAUAUUGUUUAAGGCAAUUCACACCUGUUCAGUCAUUUUCUUUCUUCUAUGCUGGAAUAUUCGAGAGGCCAUCACUCAGUGUUUUCCGGAGAGCAGUGAAAGGAGCCAUACUUUUUUUAGUGUAAAACACGUGCUGCUGGAUACUUUCCUCAAGUUGACAAUUUUCUUCAAGACAAGCGAGAGGGUCCUUGCUACCACCGACAUCAGUGUGGGUGAAGUGUGUUGACCAACUGCUGAACUAAAAUGACACACCGGUCUGAAUCUGGCAAGUGGUGCCUGCUAGACCAUGGACCAGAUGGGAUCGACCUGAAGUGGAUAUCCAGCACUGGGUCUAUCAAAUGGUUAAGUGAUCAGAUGGCGGGACCCAUUUCUGAUCUUCAUGUGCCGAAGGAUGGGGACUCAACCUCUGUCAUGGUGUCAUAUGGAAAACAAAAGGCACUCAAGAUGCCUUUAGCAAUGUUCCGUGGUGCAGAAGACUGUGGUGAGGAAGAAAACUGCUUUUCUGAGCUCAACAGCAACAUGUCUCAAGUCGACUUCAUAAAAAUGUUCACAGUCAUCAAAGAUGCAGUCUUCGCAGACUGGAAGCCUAAACAGUUGGGUGUCACAAGAAAGCCACUUGAAGAAGUAAGCAGCAACCAAAAACGCAAGACAUCUCCACAGCCAGGGAAUACAUCUACGGUUUCUCGGAAGUCCCCAGUAAAACGAGUGUUCCAGUCUGUGUCAAGCACCAGCAGAGCUUCGAGGAGUCCAGUAAAAUCUCCUAAGAAGAUCAUCAGGCACACAAGACAGAAACGUGAAAUGCAAAUGAGAAGUAACAUCGCUGCUAUUGGUGGCACCCCAGGCACUUCCAAGUCUCCCACUGAGAUGGAAGAAGAGUCUCCCACUGAAAUGGAAGAAGAGGAGGAAGAUACACUAGUAAACAUCCCAGCAAAGAGACAGAUGUCUAUUCAGAAAAGCCCAGGGAAGUCUGCCAAAGAGAUGGAGGAGGAAGAAGCGGUGCACGUGAAUCCUGCAAAGCGACAGCGGCUAUCCACAUCAAAAAGUACGAAGAAGCGGGAUUUUCAAGAUGGUGUCAUCGCCAUGCGCGAAGCCCUCAUAGCUGACAUGGAUACAUAUGAGGAGCUUGAUGACAACCAGAGCCUUCCAGCACCAUCGUCCACAGUGAAGGCACAAUGGACCGACAUUCUACAAUACAAAGAGUACCGUGAGAUCUCAAACAAUGCCAAAGAAUACAGGGUCGUGGCACAGUUGAGUAAGAGGUGCUGGACGAAAGUCCUUCAUAUCUUCCAACUGUGUCACAGAAACGACAUUGUGACGAAAGAGAGAAGGGCAUCGUUCCUUAUGUUCAGACCAUUGAGGGGACGGACAGAGUCUGAGAUGUACAAGAUACUGUCAACAUAUGUAGAGACAGCAUAUGGAGCAAAGAUGGAUGUCAAAACACUCAUCAACACAGUAACAAAUGACAUGGAAAUGGAUAAACUCCCAACAUCAAGGGAAAUGGUGGCUGACUACCGGAAGAUGAAGAGCCAGCUACAGGCCCUAAAGGAGCAAGGGAUCAGUCUGGAGGAAGCAGCACAGCAGAGAGAGAAAAUAAGGGAACUGGAGGCAGAAUUAACUCAGCUCCGGAUGUUUGCUGUUGAUGUUGCACAAACUGUAAAUUCCAGUGACAAGCCUGAGGUGAAGAUUGAUCACAUCAAGGGGAUGCUAGAGAUUGAUUCAUUUCUGGAUCCCACAACUGGAGGAUUCGCCAUGGAGCUCUCGCUGUCAAAAGUUGAAGGUCACCCGAGUCUACAUAUGACAGAUGAGUUCAGUCCCGGAUUUUCCAGCACAAUGCUCAAUGGUGACUUUGAUGCCUAUGAGGCAUUUGAAGACACAGACAACCUGAACUCGGAAAAGGCCGCCGCAGAUGAUCAGGGCACAGCUACGGACAACCUGAUGCUGGAAAUGGCCGCCGCAGACGAUCAGGGCACAGCUACUAACAACCUGAUGCUGGAAAAGGCCGCCGCAGACGAUCAGGGCACAGCUACGGACAACCUGAUGCUGGAAAUGGCCGCCGCAGACGAUCAGGGCACAGCUACGGACAACCUGAUGCUGGAAAAGGCCGCCGCAGACGAUCAGGGCACAGCUACGGACAACCUGAACUCGGAAAAGGCCGCCGCAGACGAUCAGGGCACAGCUACGGACAACCUGAACUCGGAAAAGGCCACCGCAGACGAUCAGGGCACAGCUACGGACAACCUGAUGCUGGAAAUGGAUCAGGACACAGACAACCUGAAUUUGGACAAGGAUAGAUGGGUGGCCGUUGCACUAGAAGUGCCAGAGGGGUGGCAUAUUGCCAAGCUAGAGAGUACUGAGGGCAAUAAGGCCUGUGUUAGCUUCCUGCAGACAGGAAUACCUCGGGUGUAUAAAUGGCCAUCACUAACGGAUAAACUCGUAGUAAAUAUCAAAUGCAUCAUAGAUAAGGAUGUGGAGAUGACUCCAUCUGGAACUGGAACCAGACAGUAUUGGCGUAUGUCAAUUGCCACUUCCCAGCGACUAAACAUGCUGUUCGAUGAGUUCAAGGUAAACUACUGGUGAAUUUAACAUGAACUUUGUUUGAUUGACUGUUGUGUGUAUCAUGCUUUUUUUAUGCUAUGCUUAAGUAGGGGUGUAUCACUGUUGAGACAAAGUGAGAAGUGGUGAUAGGGUAUGUGCCAGUUGGCACAUUUUCAUGUUACAUUUAUUACCAUUAGUGAUUCUUUGUAUUUGUGGUUGCAUUGGUGAACUGGUGCCAGGAGAUUUUUAUGGUGCACGGUGUG
This is a messenger RNA of Branchiostoma belcheri (Belcher's lancelet), 3239 nucleotides long. RefSeq lists its product as uncharacterized. The record is from RefSeq and is a predicted model, not a curated record. The transcript is spliced from 14 exons. The coding region runs from base 685 to 3018 and encodes 777 amino acids. Lineage: Eukaryota; Metazoa; Chordata; Leptocardii; Amphioxiformes; Branchiostomatidae.